Molecule: messenger RNA, 3111 nt
Organism: Nematolebias whitei (Rio pearlfish)
Lineage: Eukaryota; Metazoa; Chordata; Actinopteri; Cyprinodontiformes; Rivulidae
Gene: sec62
Product: SEC62 homolog, preprotein translocation factor
Exons: 8
Coding region: 52-1335 (427 amino acids)
Biological process (GO): post-translational protein targeting to membrane, translocation
Cellular component (GO): endoplasmic reticulum; endoplasmic reticulum membrane
Source: RefSeq, a predicted model, not a curated record
CAGCGCGCGCGCCCGACACCGCGCGCACACGAGAAGCUGAGUUGGAGGAUCAUGGCGGAGCGCAGGAGGCACAAGAAGCGGAUCCAGGAGGUGAGCGAGCCAACCAAGGAGGAGAAGGCGGUGGCCAAGUACCUUCGUUUUAAUUGCCCCACCAAGUCUACGAACAUGAUGGGCCAUCGAGUCGACUACUUCAUCGCCUCCAAGGCGGUGGACUGUCUGCUGGACUCCAAGUGGGCCAAAGCUAAGAAGGGAGAGGAGGCUGUGUUCACGACCAGGGAGUCGGUGGUGGAUUACUGCAACAGACUUCUUAAGAAGCAGUUCUUCCACCGAGCUCUCAAGGUGAUGAAGAAAAAGCCGGAGAAAGACCCCAAGAAAGAGAAAGAGAAGGACAAAAUCAAGAACGACAGCAGCAAGGAGGAGGAGAAAAAAGGGAAGAAGGAGAAGAAGAAAGAGUCUGAGGCAGCAGAAACCAAGAAAGAGAAGAGUGUGAGUCGAUACAUCCUGCUGUCAAAGGAUGAGAGUCCAGGAACCCCAAAGAAGAAGAAAGAGGUGAAGAAGAAGUUUAAACUGGAGCCUCAUGAGGAUCAACUGUUUCUGGAUGGAAAUGAGGUGUACGUGUGGAUUUAUGAUCCUGUUCAUUUUAAGACAUUUGCUAUGGGCCUAAUCCUUGUUAUUGCUGUGAUCGCAGCCACUCUGUUCCCGCUGUGGCCAGCUGAAAUGCGUGUUGGAGUGUACUAUCUGAGUGUUGCAGCCGGCUGCUUUGUGGCCAGUAUCCUGCUCCUGGCUGUCGCACGCUGCAUCCUCUUCCUCAUCAUCUGGCUGGUGACCGGUGGACGACAUCACUUCUGGUUCCUCCCCAACCUGACGGCAGACGUCGGCUUCAUCGAUUCGUUCCGGCCGCUCUACACUCACGAGUACAAAGGACCUAAAGCCAAUGACAAGAAGGGCUCGGACAAAACCGUGAAGGACAGCAGCGCCCAAAAGGCUCAGAAGUCAGACAGCGACGAGAAGUCCGACAGCGAAAAGAAGGACGACGACGAGGAGGAUGAAGAGGAGGCGGGGCGAGAAGAGGGCAAAGAGGCGGACGAAGAGGGACCGGAGGAUCGCCAAUCGGACACGGACAGCGACCGCCGGGAGGACGAAGGCUCGCAGCACAGCAACGGAAACGACUUUGAAAUGAUCACCAGAGAGGAGCUCGAGCAGCACACCGGAGAGGAAGAUGAAGAGGACGACGGAGAGGAGGAGGAAGAAGAAGAGGAGGAGGAGGAGGAGGAGACGGAAGUGAGGAAAGAAGGGGGCAGGAGUGAGACUAAACCCCAGACUGCUGAAACAUAAACUUUUUCCAGUCCCGUCGCCCAUGUUUCCUCUCUGUCCCUCCCUCCAGUCCAUCCUGAGGCCGCGGAGAGGCUCCAUCUGUUGUUGUUGAGAUCUUCCACUAAACAGAACCGGGUCAGACCCAACACUCGAAGGUUUACGGCUACCGUAACGGAGAAAAACAUGUAUAAUAAAGCCUUACGGUUGUUGUGAUCCCUCCCUCCUAAAUAUUUAUCUUCAGCUGAACGUGUCUGCCUGAGGAACCUGUCGGACCCAAACAACAGCCUUUGGUUUCUCUCCCUCCAACGACUGUCACUUCAGCUCGAACGUCCCCCGUCGCACAUUUCACUCGAGGUCAAAUGAAGACGAGUUGAUCAGCUAAAGAUGCUCUCACCUACUUGCUCCUUUCGGUCGUUCUGACGCACGAUCGCCAGCGAGUCCGAUAGUUUUCUCAGGCGGAGACGAUCGGCACGUCGGCUUUUGAAACCUGAACCAAGCCAGGUGGACCAAAUCCUGUAGUUUAUUCAAAGAAAACUACAGGACAUUGACCGUGUUCUGGCAGAUCUGGCAGAGUGGUGCAGGUCUUUCAGGUGCUGGCCAUUUUCAACAUUUUAUGUAAAUGGCUCAUGAUCACAGUGCAAUUCUCAGUGUGAAAAACUUGUUCUUUAAGAGAAAACGAGAGCAACUGGACACCACUGACAUACCUUUUAUUUUUAUUAAGAUCGCUGAAUUUACUAAACUGAGUCAUUUGUAAACCGGUCCAGAUAACGAAACUUGUGCCAAACACACCGGAUUAACAUGAAUUAUUUCAAAUGAAAGCAUUUUGUUUAUUUUGCGACCAAACUUCACAAAGCACAGUAAAAGCUUGUUGGUGUGCAGCUCGACAAACAUUUCUGGUCUCAAUGAAACCAUUAAAUUAUGUUCACACUAGACUCAUCUCGCACAAGCCGUCGUGUACUAAUGAGCUACUUUUAUCUUUUAUCCACUCACUGAUCAGCAGGAGUCCGGUUAUCGAGGUCCAAGCUGUUGUCUUCAGAGUAGACAUGUUUUGGAUGCUUCUUUUUAAUCAUAGCGAGGAUUAUAUUUAAAUAUAAAACAUAAAUAUGUAUCAUUUAUAUAUGAGUUCUAUUGAUGUAUCAGAUAUAUGCAGAAAAUACUCAAAGUGUAAAAACUAUGAAGAAAACCAGUUUUUCCUGUUGUGUCAGGAGGAAGAACACUUCCCCAGGCGUCUUGUUGUCAUGAGAUAAAUUGUAAUCAUUUAAAGGUAACAUCUGGGAUUAAAGAACAUUUCUACAUUUUUAUUAGAACUGUUUCACCAACAGCUGUCAGUCAUUAACCAGAAGUUAUAAAUCCAGACACCUUCCACAAAGCUUCGUUUGUUCUUUGUUUAGUUUUUUCCUUUUACUGUAAUUUAAGUUUGUAGCUCUGACUCUCCAUCUUGCAUGACGUCACCUGUUUUUACGUUCCUGUUUGCUUGUUUUCUCUCCAGAAAAGCAUUUCUCGUUUAGAUUGAAGACUCUUCUCCCAGUUGUUCCUGACUGUUGCACAGUAAUCGGUCUGUUGUGUCGUAGUAUUAUUACUCUAUGCUGCUGCUUCUCACCGCACAUUUCUGGGAAAAAGUUAAAAAUAAAACAAAUAUAUAAAACUUUCCAAGUUUUAUCUCUGGUAGAGAACUGUCUUUUCUUUUUGAUCACCAAGUCGAUAUCGAUUUUAAAACCGUCUCCUACGUUAUUGGAGUGUAAUUUACUGAAAUUGGAUGUCUGGAAUAUAUCUCUGUUAUUGCAAUAAAAACAUAGA